Molecule: messenger RNA, 2104 nt
Organism: Diorhabda sublineata
Lineage: Eukaryota; Metazoa; Arthropoda; Insecta; Coleoptera; Chrysomelidae
Product: oocyte zinc finger protein XlCOF19-like
Exons: 3
Coding region: 98-982 (294 amino acids)
Biological process (GO): regulation of transcription by RNA polymerase II
Cellular component (GO): nucleus
Molecular function (GO): RNA polymerase II transcription regulatory region sequence-specific DNA binding; DNA-binding transcription factor activity, RNA polymerase II-specific
Source: RefSeq, a predicted model, not a curated record
AUGUCACAGCAUGGAUAUGUGAGGAUUGACCUUUAUUCUCCUCAUUAAUGAGAAAUAAAAACAUUGUAUGCAUCUCUAAGUGAUAUAGUGUUUAGAAAUGAUUAUCCGUAAAAAGCGUUCGUCAAAGAAACAUUUAAACAAAAUAGAACAAAAGAAAAGGAAGCCCUCGAUUCUGCCAGUAAAACUGGAAAUACCUCUAUCAUGUUCACAAUGCAACACAGAUUUCUACACAAAUGUCGAAUAUGCCUUACAUUCCAUAAAUCAUAGUAAAGAUGAGAAAUACUCUUGCCAUUUUUGUGAGUACACAAAUAACUCCAAGUACCGUCUAGAAGCCCAUGUUAGAGCUCACGAAGGUUCUUCGAAGUACAAGUGCGAAAUUUGUAAUAAACCCUUCAAUAUAAGCACUCAUGCAAAGGAGCAUAAGUAUUUCCAUACUGGAGAGAAGCCUUUUCAAUGCGAGAUAUGUGGUGGACAUUUUAUGUUUUCGAGAAUAUUAACCAAACACAGGCGAUCGGCACAUUACGAAGUUAUUUUUGGAAAACCCUUGGCCAAAUACGAUUGCAAGAUAUGCAACAAGCAUUACGAAUCUCUUCCCGGUCUUCAACGCCACAUGUACAGCAACCAUAACGACAACGGUGCUGACUGGUCGGUAAUAUGUGAUAUUUGCGGAAAAAAAAUUGCGUCAAAAGAAAAGUUAAAAUACCAUUUAAGAACUCACACGGGGGACAGACCGUUUGCAUGUGUUUCUUGUCCAAGAAGAUUUCCAAAAAAGGAUCAAUUAAAGGAACACGAAAGAGUGCAUACAGGCGAAAAACCUUUCACUUGUACUUACUGUGGGAAGAAUUUCGGUCAUAGGGCUCCGUUUAGGUAUCAUAUUAAAACGCAUACGGGUGAAAAGCCUUAUAAUUGUCCUAUUUGCGGGAAAGGGUUUAUAUCAAAAGCUGCUCAAUCGGGACAUGCACUUACAUGCAUAAAAAAGUAAUAAAAUAGAAAUGUUUGUAAACAUUUUUGAUACAAUCAGAGAUUUAUUUUUUUAUUACAGAUAAAUAAGUAUCCAAGGAUUAAAAACGGUUUAUGCCUUUUCUACCCAAAUAAUAAUUGUUAUAAAAAUUAUCAAAUAUUUGUCUUUUUGUAAAUCAAAUUUAGUAACUGUUGCUUUUUUUUAUUUAUUUUAUGUUCAAGUUAAUUGAUUUGGCAGUGCAGAUAAUUGAAUAAAAAUCUACAAUUAGAGAUUAUAGGAAGAUUUUUUUACAUAAAUGGAGUAGAGUGUAUCUUAAAAGAAGAUUUGAUUUGAAGGCUAUACAGCUAGAAAUUUUUUAUUCACAUUCAUUGUCGAUUUUGGCUCCACUGGAUUGUAUAAAUUAAACAACAAAAGCCAUGUGCACUGCAAUGUAGCCUUAUUAACCUUAUUGUGUAUAAAACACAGGUACUUGUUGAAACCCAGAGAAGCACUAAAAUACUACUAAAUCAAAGAUAUUAGAACGCAUUGAUAUAUCGAGAAUAUACGCCUACAGCUACUUUUAAACAAUUAAAUAAUUAACACCCAGUUAGCACAAACAUAUACCUAGUCUUUUAGAGAAAUAUACGGUGUACGUUUGGCAUAUGCCUAGAAAAUACUCAAAUAUCCAAGAUAUAUUCUAAGAAUAUACAUCCCUCAAAUUUUAAAUCAGAAAUUUUAUUAAAAAUAAAAGACUUAAAUGUUCCAACCCCAAGCAUUUAUACAGGUGGCGUGGUCAUCUAGCAAAAUUUUUUUGGAAUCUUAGCAGCAUUAAUUCUCUGUACAUUUAUGUAUAUAUUAUAGAUAUACAUAAAUGCAUCAAAGUUAGGUAUGUUUUAUGUUGAAAAGAUGUAUAUACCCGAAAUAAUAUACUUUCUACUUACAUUUUCAGUACAUACUAUGCGUAUUCAUGUGGGUAUCAUUGUUUAAUAAAUGGUUUAUAUAAAGAUUUGAAUCCCAAACAUAUUUCUUAUAGUUUUUAAAUCUCUUGUAAAGCGCAUGUGUGUAAGAUAAUUAUUUCCUGAUCAAUUAUGCUUAAGGUUGGAACAACGGAUAAAGAGUUCGAUAUUUGGAUGAACAAAAUCAUAACCUCAUCAUUUACAAUCA